Adineta steineri is the source of this 927-nucleotide messenger RNA. Lineage: Eukaryota; Metazoa; Rotifera; Eurotatoria; Adinetida; Adinetidae. The record is from the annotation of a GenBank genome assembly.
AUGUAUUCAUAUUGGUCAUCAUCAUCAUCAUCAUUAGUAUUACUACUAAUAAUUCUAUUAAUAAACAUUGCUUAUAUCACAAAUUUACGUUGUCAUGAAGAUAUUGAUGGUUCUCUUCAAUUAAUGGAUAAUUGUCGUUCAUGUAUUAUUUUUAUUGAUACAAAACGUAGCAUAAAAGUUUCACCAAGAAAAAAAGACAUAUAUGAAGGAUCAACAAUUCAAGAAUUAUUUUUAUAUAAUAAUAAAAAACGUCAUCGUCGUGAUGAUGCUAAUAUUAUUAUUCGUCAGCAAUGUGCUCGUGAACAUGAUGGUCCAUUAUAUGGUUAUGAUCAAACACAUUGUUAUUGUAAUUCAAAUCGAUGUAAUACAAAUAUUCAACGUUGUUUUUAUGAAAUAGCAUCAAAACGUUAUUUUUCAUGUUAUCAUGGUUCAAAUGAAAGUCAUAAUUCACUUGAAAUCUAUAAGAAAUGUCGUAGUUGUCGUAUACAAAUUGAUUCUAAUAUGAUAUUUCAUUAUGAAUGUUUAACAUUUGGUGAACAAGAACACAAUAAUCAUACACAUUGUACAUGUCAAUAUCCAAUGUGUAAUCAAGAUAUAGGAUUAUGUCAACGUUUCCAACAAACACCAUCUCAACCGCGACUAAACUAUAUUCAUGAAACUUUUCUUAAUGCAACUUACAAUAUAUUUACUAGUACAACUACAACAACAGAUUCAACGAGUAUUUUAAUAACAUUUCCAAAUACUAAUCAUGCAAAAGAAGAACGUUCUAUUGAAAAUGCAACAUUUAAUCAAGUCACUUCCUUAUUAUUAAAUGAAACUAAAUAUGUACAAACAAUUAUUAUUGAGAUAAAAAAUCAUGCUAAUUAUUUUUCAUUAAAUUUCCAUUGUAUUUCAAGCAUUUUUUGCUUUUUUAUUUCUUAUAUGUGA